AUGUGGUCAUUAAUAAUAAUUACUCUCUCGUUAGCAACUAUUGAACAAUUUGGGUCAGAAGCCUUAGUUGUAGGCACCAAUUGUACACUUGCUCCAAAAGGGAACCCAAAAUUCCCUAAAGAUUUUAGUUUUGGUGUGUCAACAUCGGCUUAUCAGAUAGAGGGUGCUUGGAAUGCAGAUGGUAAAGGUUUAUCAAUUUGGGAUGAAUAUACUCACAAUCAUUCUGAGCGAAUCACGGAUGGAUCAAAUGGUGACGAUGCAGCGAAGUCAUAUUAUAAUUUCGAUUUAGAUUUGAAGGCAUUAAAGGAUUUAAAGGUAAACCAUUAUCGUUUUUCGAUUGCCUGGACAAGAAUCUUUCCUUCUGGAGAAACAGUAUCGAGAAAUCAAAAAGGAAUCGAUUAUUACAACAAAGUGAUCGAUAAGCUUCUUGCAAAUGGAAUUGAACCAAUGGUCACCAUGUACCACUGGGACUUACCUGUCGAAAUACAGAAGUUUGGUGGCUUCGCAAAUUCCCUUAUAAUUCAGCAGUUCCUCCAAUAUGCUGAAGAAUUAUUUAAAUUAUUUGGUGAUAGGGUUAAAACAUGGAUAACAUUCAAUGAACCAAAUAUGAUUUGUAAACCGGGAUAUGGAAUUGCAUCAUCGCCACCAUUAGUUAAAGCCCCUGGAGUAGGGGACUAUAUGUGCUUUACUAAUUUGCUUAAGGCACAUGGAGCAACUUACCGACUUUAUCGGUCGAAAUAUUUUGAAAAACAACGUGGAAAAGUGGGAAUAACACUGGAUACUGGUUUUGUCUUCUCUAAAUUGAAUAAAACAGAUGAUUUGGCCCGCGCCAUGCAAUAUAAAUUGGGAAUGCUGGCUCAUCCUAUUUAUAGCAAGUCUGGGGAUUUUCCUUCAAUCAUGUUAAGUGAAAUAAAAAAGAACAGUCAAGUAGAAGGAAGAAAACAACCUCGUCUUUCAAGCCUUGGUGGAUAUUGGACAGAUAUUAUUCGUGGUUCAGCUGACUUCUUGGGUAUUAAUUACUACACCUCCAGAUAUAUUGAGCGUCCCGCUAAGGCAAUCGGUGAAAACCCUUCAAUGGAACGAGAUUACGGUUUCGAGGAUAUCUUUGAUCCGAACUGGCAAAGAGCAAAGUCCAAUUGGCUUUAUUGUGUCCCUGAAGGUCUGGAACGCCUUUUAAAGUAUAUCCGUGAUGAGUUCAAUAAUGUGGAAGUUAAGAUUACUGAAAAUGGUUGGUCGGAUGGUGGAGAACUUAAUGAUGACAAUUCUGUUCGUUAUUAUAAGAGCCACGUUCAAGCUGUUUUGAACGCUAUUAAUGAUGGUUGCAAUGUUAGUUCCUAUUCAGCAUGGAGUUUAAUUGAUAAUUUUGAAUGGAACAAGGGAUACACGGAAAAAUUCGGAUUGUAUUCUGUAAAUAUGAAAAGUCCUAAAAGAGAACGUACACCCAAGAAGUCUGCCAUUUAUUAUAAGAAAAUCAUCAAAUCGAGAUCAGUACCGAAUGAAGAUGAGGUUUAAAUCUAAUGUGUAAACGUUCAACAAAUAAAAUAUAUGAUUCUCAAAGCUA
Molecule: messenger RNA, 1561 nt
Organism: Eupeodes corollae
Lineage: Eukaryota; Metazoa; Arthropoda; Insecta; Diptera; Syrphidae
Product: myrosinase 1-like
Exons: 7
Coding region: 1-1512 (503 amino acids)
Biological process (GO): carbohydrate metabolic process
Molecular function (GO): beta-glucosidase activity
Source: RefSeq, a predicted model, not a curated record